Messenger RNA from Anguilla anguilla (European eel), 4360 nucleotides. RefSeq names its product laminin, gamma 2 (gene lamc2). The transcript is spliced from 22 exons. Bases 177 to 3548 code for a protein of 1123 amino acids. The record is from RefSeq and is a predicted model, not a curated record. Lineage: Eukaryota; Metazoa; Chordata; Actinopteri; Anguilliformes; Anguillidae. Gene Ontology annotation, molecular function: extracellular matrix structural constituent.
AUAAGCAGCAAGGUGUCAAACAGGCGGGGCAUCAGGUGAACCCGAAAGCAACCAGGACUAUAACUGGACUAAAGAACAGGACCUGAGUUUAUUUACUCCAAAGAUUGUUUGAUAUUAACUGCUUCUUUUAAACUGCUGGACGGUUAUCAUAUUUAUUAUUUCGAAGGCAUAUUCUCAUGAACAUGUGGACUCCACGGAUAUAUCUGUGUGGAAUUUCUAUGUUAUGGCUUUUCUCCGUUGAGGCUACAUAUCGAUUUGACGCGAGCUGUGAGUGCAAUGGGAGGUCGCAGUACUGUGCUGUGGACGCACAAGGCUUACACUGUGUGAACUGCCAGGGGAACACAGAGGGGCGACAGUGUGAAAGAUGCAAGGAGGGCUUUUACCACCAGAGGGCGGGAGAGAGCUGCCUUCCCUGCAGCUGCAGCCCGGCAGGUUCGGUUGGUGACGGCUGUGACAGCCGGGGACGCUGCACGUGUAAAGCAGGCGUCCAGGGGGACAAGUGUGACCGCUGCCCGAGUGGAGCACCCCUCACCGAGGAUGGCUGCGCCCAGAGCAAUGACCAGACUGAAUGCUUUUGCUAUGGACACACCACUGAUUGCAGCAUGGCAAAGGGCUACUCCAUCCACAACAUCUCCUCCACCUUCAGCAAGGGGGAUGAGGGAUGGACAGCUGCAGAAGCCAAUGGUGUGAUUCCUCCUCACCUUCACUUCCAGUGGUCCCCCUGGCACAGUGACCUCGAGGUCAUCUCCAAGGAGGGUGUGCCUGUGUACCUGUUUGCUCCAGCUGCUUUUUUGGGGAAUCAGGUGUUGAGCUACAGGCAAACCCUGUCUUUCUCCUUGCGACUGGACCGGGGCGUGCGCCGACCUUCCACGUCUGACGUGGUGCUGGAGGGGGCGGGGCUGAGGGUCUCCGCUUCCCUGGGCAACCUGCGGACUGUACUUCCUGCUGGCCAGAGUACCACCUAUACCUUCAGACUGGAUGAACAGGCAGGCUCUAAGUGGCAGCCCCAGCUGAGCAGCCUGCAAUUCCAGAAGCUUCUUCAGAACCUCACAGCCAUCAAGAUCCGUGGCACUUUUGGAGAAAAUGGCCGUGGUUACCUGGACAACGUGCAUCUAGUGUCAGCGCGUCUAGGUCCUGGUGCCUCCGCAGGAUGGGUAGGGAACUGCACCUGUCCCAAGGGUUACGAGGGACAGUUCUGCGAGCGCUGUGCCAUGGGGUACACCAGACAGAGCCCUGCCCAUGACUCCUUCAGCUCCUGUCAACCUUGCCUGUGUCCGGGGGGCAGCUGUGACCCCGAAACAGGUGACUGUUACUCAGGUGAUGAGAAUUCUGCGGCCAAGUCCUGCCCCUCUGGAUCUUACCCCGACCCUGCACAGCUGCACGUCUGCAUUACCUGCCCCUGCCCCCAGGGGGCGAGCUGUUCAGUGACACCAGGGUCGCUGGAGGUCAAAUGUGACAGCUGCUUGCCUGGAGUCACAGGGCCACAGUGCAAUAUUUGUGAGGAUGGUUUCUACGGUGACCCCCAGGGGGAGUAUGGGCCACGCCGAGCGUGUCAGCGUUGCAGGUGCGGGGGACCCUUGGACCCUAAGGUUGUCGUCAAGUGUGACCGCGUGACCGGGUUCUGUUCCGGGUGCCUGAACCACAGCACUGGUUUCUUCUGUGAGCGCUGUCAGGAGGGCUUCUACCGUACUGACCCCGCCCACAUUUGCAAACCGUGCAACUGUAACGCGCAGGGUUCCUUGUUCAAAACGUGCAGCGACAGCGGUCAGUGUACGUGCAAAGAGGGCUCGGAGGGGCUCAGCUGUGACCGCUCUUCCUGUCCGGGCUGCUUUGACCAAGUCAAGACCCAGGUGGAGGCGUACCGGCUCAGGCUGAAGGAGAUGGAGGCCUUGUUCGCGGGGAUAGAGAGCGGCAAGGUGCCCGUGACUGACUCUAAGGUGGAGAGCACGCUCAAGAACGCCGAGCUGCUGGUGGCUGACCUGCAGAAGAGCGCUGACAAGCUCUCAGACAUGGAGAGUCACCUGAAGGGACUGGUGACGGACAUAAGCAAAAGGCUGUCCGAUGAAGACAAAAACCUCCGGUCUGUCUCCGACACUGUGGACAGCAUCAAAGAGCAGGACCAGAGCUUCCAGAAACAGCUAUCCGGCGUCCGGGGCAUAAUCGCCGACAUCCGCGACAAACUAAGCGCCGCCAAGCGGGAACUCAGACUGGUGGAUUUGCCCUUGGGCGAUUCGAGCGGGAGCAGCCACGCCCUCUCCGGCCUGGUGGACAAGGCCUUAUCGCUGGCCGACACGCACCAGGGAGAAGCCAAGAAGGUGGAGGGGGUCGCCAAAACCGCUCUGAGUGAGGCGGAGAAGGCCCUCGCCCUCAUGCGCUCCGCCAUCUCAGGGGAAAACAAGGUCACCGAGCUCAUCAGUGACCUGAAAACCAAAUUUGACCUGAGUUCCGCGCGGGUGAAGGCCUUGGAGGACCAGGCUAAGCGGGUGAGCUCCUCGGCGACCGAGGAGAGCCGCGUGGCAGCCGACGCCCUGAAGCAGAUCGCCUCGCUGGCGAAGAACCUUCCCGACCCUCUCAAGGAGAUGAACAGCGUGGCUGCAGAGCUGGAUGCUCUUAGAAACAGUGCUGAGAAGAACCUGACCGACUUGCUGGAGCUCAAGACAGGCGUUCAGGCAGAUCAGUCCCAGGUGGAGGACCUGCUGGCUAAGGGAAAAAAAGCCCAGGAGAAACAAGAUCUGCUCCUUGCACGAGUGAACGCUGCUAAGGCCGAUGUCGAUGAGUCACUGAAGGACAUCAACACAAACAUGGACGGGCUGGAUCAAGUCCUGAACAUGCUCAGAGGGUUCGAUAAGCAGAUCGACGCAAACAAGGCCUUGGCAGAUGAGGCCAUUGGCAAGCUCCCGGCAAUCAAUGCCACCAUCCAGCAAGCUGUGGGCAAGAACUCUCAGACCCAGGGCAUCCUCGACAGCGUGGCUGGAGGCUACAACCAGGCCCUGGAGACCGUCAGCAAGCUGACUGAUGCUCUGGAAGGGAUGAAGGUGGUGCCCGACACUUUGACAGCGUCCACCGCUUUGCUGAAGGAUACCACCACAUUCACAGAUAACCUGAAGGGUCUGAAGGAUCAGGCUUUGGCCACGAUGGGGCGGCUGACGGCCGAGAAGGACGAUGCUGAUCGUCAGAACGAGAAAGCGAAGGAGGUUUCGGCCGAUGCUGCGGAUGUGUACCACAAUGCCAAGAACACCAAAGACGCCGUGGGGAAUACCAUGCUAGCCAUAAAUAACCUCCUGGGCUUGUUUGGUCAGCCAGGAAGUGUUGAUGAGAGCAGGCUGAAGGAGCUGGAGAAAUCGAUGGCGGAUAUCCGCAACACAGUCACUAAGCAGCUGAAGCCACAGCUGCAGGAGCUGGGAGAGAAGGAGGCCAGACAGAGGGGGCUGAUCUCUCAAAUGGACAGCGACAUCGACCGCAUCCUGGAGGACAUCAAGAACCUGGAAGAAAUCUACGCCACUAUCCCCAACGCCUGCUUCAACCUGCUGCCUGUGGAGAGGCCCUAAGGCCCUGAGGACCGACCCACCCCCAAACUGCUCCAUUUACUCUAACAUACCCUAAUGAUGACCACAGACUCAUCCCCAGACUACUGUAAGCAGCCUAACCCUAACCACAGACCCAUCCCAACCUACCGUACUUCGAGAGACCCUCACCACUCAACCUAUCUGCAGAUCAGAGUUAGCACACCAAGGGCAUGAGUUUUAGCUGUUUCAAUUACUCUGAGUUCAGCCAUUUUUAAUGACAGUCUAGGCCCACAUAAAUGUCUGUAUCCGGCUAACCUCAUCUUGCCCUUAAAGCCGACUGUUUACUUGUCAGCAAUGUUCUGACGAUAUUAAAUAUAUAUCAUAUAAACUUCUGUGGCUUUGACAGCACAUCUGGGAAUUUUACCCAAAGUCCAGUUGUAUGCCUUAUUUAUUUAUUGAGCACAGUAUUCAUGUACAGCAAAUUUGUACUUUCAAGAUUACACGUUGUGUGACUAUCUGCCAAAUAAAUCUGUGUUUUAGUUGGCUACUGCUUCUACAUCCUGUAUGAGUUUCAGUUUGUCACUUCCCAAAAAUGGCAUUAUUCACCUGGCUGUAAAAAUGUUAUUUAGAAAAAAAUGUUAGGUUUAGAGAACCCAUGCACUGUGUAGAAAUGCGACCAAAAUGUUUGACAUUUCUUUGAUAUUUCUUUUAUUUUGUCUGUGAAUAUAUUUAACCAUUAAGAGUGUAAAAAGCAUUCUAGCCUAUUUAUUGUUUUUUUGUACCUGUGUUUUGUUCUGUUUUUUUGCUAAUGUGGAGAUGCAUUUCUUAAAUGUAUAAUAAAAUCUGACAAUGAU